AUGACAAAGAAAAAGGAGAAACUUGAUCUUGAUGUCGAUAUGAUUCAUCGUCAUGGUGAGUUCUCGGACAAGUUAAUAAACCUCAUCCCUGCAAGAUUCUAUCUGUCCGAUGAUGAUACAGAGAAGAAGUGGUUUCAAGGUCUUAGCAAAGCAGAAAAGGCUGAUGCCAAGAGAGAAACAGUUGAAAAUAUAAAGAAGGCGAAGAGAGAUAGGUUAGAUCCAGACAAAUCUGCUUUGAGCACUCUUGACUUGCAGAAACAGAAACUGGAAAAGGAAAAGUCCGGUAAUGAGACAGAUAUUACAAAGUCUAUGUUUCUUGGCUUGCAAGAAAAUAAUACAUUUGAGAAGAUGAGGCAACACUAUCUUCAGAAAAAUAAGAGGAAGAAGAUAGACUCAGCUGCUGAGGAGUUGAACGUUGUUGAAGAAGCUGUGAAGGAUCUUACUUAUGGUUAUGUCAAGAUUGAGGACAAUGAUGCGGGAAACUGGAAAAAGAAUAAGAAGAAGAGAGUUUCUAAGGCGAAAGAGCUUGAAAUGGCGAUGAAGUUAAGGGAUUUAAAGAAAGAUCCAGAGAAAGGGGAUGUUGUUGCAAAGAAGAACUCAUGGCAAGCUGCUAUUAAGAGAGCUGCUGGUAUCAAGGUUCGCGAUGAUCCAAAGCGGUUGAAGCAGAGAAUCCACAAGGGGAAGAAAAGGCGCGAGAAGAACGCCGAGAAGUGGAAAGAAAGGGUUGAAGUGCAAAAGAAGGUAAGGGAAGAGAAACAGCAAAAGAGAUCAGAGAAUAUUACUGAGAGGAUUCAACAGAACAAGAUGAGGAAGAUUGCCAAAAGAGAGAAAAAACUCUUACGCUCUGGCUAUUAA
This is a messenger RNA of Capsella rubella, 855 nucleotides long. Its product is annotated as ribosomal RNA-processing protein 14-C. Gene Ontology annotation, molecular function: RNA binding; DNA binding. The transcript has a single exon. Gene Ontology annotation, cellular component: nucleolus. The coding region runs from base 1 to 855 and encodes 284 amino acids. Lineage: Eukaryota; Viridiplantae; Streptophyta; Magnoliopsida; Brassicales; Brassicaceae. Gene Ontology annotation, biological process: ribosomal large subunit biogenesis; ribosomal small subunit biogenesis. The record is from RefSeq and is a predicted model, not a curated record.